Molecule: messenger RNA, 3355 nt
Organism: Geodia barretti
Lineage: Eukaryota; Metazoa; Porifera; Demospongiae; Tetractinellida; Geodiidae
Source: the annotation of a GenBank genome assembly
UGACUGCUGAUUUGCGCGUGCGUCGGCCGUUCUCAAUAACACCCUACUUUCGUCGCUAGUGUUUUGCCUCGAGCUCACCGUCAACUUUUUCUUUGUCUCUAACAUCUGUCUCCCGCUUCACGCCCGUCCUGCCACCGCCGACCUGUUCCGGCGUCUCUUUCCCCUGCUCUCCGCCGGACACUGCAGCGAAAGACCUCGCGGCGGUCGAUUCCGGCGCCGCCUCAAUCCCAAGAUAACCGUGCAAUCUGAUCACCACAAAAUACUCCGCUAUUCCCACGACCAUAAACAAACAGAAAAGGGCCGGAGCUCUUGUCCAGGCAGCCUUGGUCAUGUUCAACUGCUCGUGCCUAGGCUAUACCGCGAACGUACCGUGUCGUCACUUGCUCGGCUUCCUUAGUACGCAUGCGCACCUGUCAUGCUGAAUCAGCACCCUGCAAAAACUCGCCCCUAGCUAGCUCUAUCCAAGGAUGACACAGGGAGCCGGGGUGUUGCUGUCACUCCUAGCGUUGUUCGUAGUUGAGACCAAUCAGUUUGGCGGAGUACCCAGCACUCAGUUCGGCACUUUUGACUUCCUGGAGCUAGAGAGCGCGUCCUACCAGGUCGAGAUAGCCACUGCCCCGGUCUCCGAACUACAACUCCAGGCAGAAGAGGAUGAGAGUCUGCAGAUGCCAGUGCUGUCAAAGCAUGGCCAGCUCUACAGCUGCACUCUCCCUCCUCCACCACCUCUGAGCCAGACAGAGGAGGAGGAGGAGGAGCCGUCACUCGAGUCCCUCCCCAAUGUAACUGCUCUCCUGGAGCACCUCGGACAGAACAGCUGUCUCGUCAAGACUGUCGGAUGGUGGACUUACGAAUAUUGCCACAACAUGUUUGUUCGCCAGUAUCAUAUGGAAGCGGGGAAGCUAAUUGGUGAAACCAAGUACCUUGGCUUCUACGAGAAAGAGACACAAUGGGAUCAGGAGCACGUCAAUAGAGUGAAGGUACGUAAUACGAUAUCUGGCCAUUGGCUGUUCCUAACACUACUUUGCUUUGAUUAGGGAUUUUACAGAAUAUGCUCAUAAGUAAUUAUUAUACGACCAAGGGGUUUGGUGCAGCACGGAGCUAUAGUUACACUCUGCCGCUCUAUUGCAACAGCCCACCGCUGUAUGUGCAGUUGGCAUACGCUUGAAUAAUUAUAUUCGUAAGUACUAUAACUGAACCACUGCAAGCUGGUGCCAGCUGUGAGGAAGUAUAAUAGCAAGGAAGCAAGAAGGAAGUAGCUUUGUUUAGUUAGUUAGCUUUAAUGUAUUGUGUUUUACAUUUGCCUCAAAUUCACCCAGAUUCAAUCUCUGAGAGUCUUCCUGGAGGAGCAUGCCCCCUGACCCCCCUAGUUGACGGAUAGCACCACUCCGUGAUUUUUUUAUAGCUAGAACACCCUACGAUGGUUCAUAGGAAACUAGGAGGCCGAGGUCCCGGGGCUGUGGUGUUCCUAAAAUGCGUGGCUUCUGAGACUCACUGUCUAUCUUUUUAGAGUGCGGCACACACCAAAACGCUUUUAAACAAAACAAUGUGCAUAGGCCCUGGGGGGUGAAUAGGGUUCCUCAUUAAGUGACUAGCUUCUCCUAGUUGACCAGUCAGAUUUGAGUAUUAUUUUUUAAACUGCCCUACCCCAAUAAUACUAUGGUGUAUUAUGCAUGUGUCUUUGUACACAGGAGCUGCUGGGGUUAUUAAAAGGGAGCAGUGUUCUGGGCCAGACCCACGCCUAUCACACAGUCCACUUUGUCAAUGGGACGGAGUGUGACAUCACCGGUCAACCACGCUCUGCCAAAGUUGAGAUAUUCUGCACGGUGGAGGGAGUGGACACUCUGGUGGAGGUAAAGGAAGACACGACCUGCGACUACACCCUCAGAGUCCAGACUCCUCUCCUGUGCCAGCACCCCAUGCUCCUCCCUCUCUCUAGCUCCACACCCAGACACACCCUUUCCUGCACGCCCGUCGUGUCUCAGCUGGACUACGAAGACUUCCUCCUCAAACAAGAGUUGAUACGACAGCAGAAAGAGAAACUGAAAGUGCUGAGCAAGGACACCUCUGGUGCCGGCAGAAGAGAAAAGGAAUCUCUGUUGAGCAAUGACCAUCUCCUCCUCAGACAACUAGUGAUGUCAUCCAUUACGCAACUGGCCGAGAUUGCCUAUGACACUGGGAGCUUCGGGCUGGGGGGUAGAGAGGGAGAGAGGGAACUGGAUGAAAUUGACGAUGACGAUAAGGAAGUCGCUGGGACUAGCUUGCAGAGCAGCAGUAUUACUGAGAGGUGGUCUAGUCUCGCGGGUAGAAGUAGGUCCAAAGGACAGAGUUCAGAGGACAGAGUACAAGGGGAUGAACAGGAGGGGACUAAAGAUGGAGGCGGGAGAGUGUCGGAGAAAAUGAAGAGGAUGGCGGAAGAUGUGAAAAGCACAGGGAAAGACAGUGCUGCGUUGGAGUCCCUGUUGAGCAACCUGGCUGUGACUGCUCAGUAUAUAGAGUCCUUGGAUGGUAAUAACAGAAAAAGGGGCCCAUCUAAUACAGACAAUGACGAGGCAGCACCUGAUGAAACUGGAGAGCCAGGGGAUGUCCCUAACGGGGAAGAACCGUCGCGUGUUAGCUCUAAACUAACCAAUAAAGACGACGCAUCAGCAAAGGGUCCUCCGCCUCUAGAGAGUAAUAUAAGGGAAACGCGAACAGUAAGCGAGGCUGGCUCUACUAGCGAUGAUGGUAGAACUGUUGGAAGGAGUAUCAGCAGUGAGAUUUUGGCAGCCAGCGAGGAAGAAAAAGAUGAGGAGGAGCUUGAGCUAGACCCAGAGGCAGUGAGAGAGGUGGAGCAACAGCUACAGGAGGCUUUGGCCAAGCAGUUUGACACCAAUGAUGUGACAGUGAAGAUCAUCACAUUGCCAGAGGACCAGGUCCAGGAGGAGAUGGAGACCGAGGGAGGGGUGGAGGGUGGCACGGGCAGAGAAGACCAUCUGGCAGAUGCAAUGUCCUUACUUCUAGAUUCGUUACUGGUAAAAACAGUGUAUAUCUUGACAGGGAUCUUUAUUUUUCAUGAUUGAACAUCAACAUAUCUCUAUUAUUUGCUGGUGUGUGUGUGUGUCACAGAAUGGAUCGGAUGAGCCGGUGUCAGAGGACAAGGAGAGACAGUCAGAGCUGGCUGCCGGCUACGAUCAGGUGUGGGGAAGACAGCCAAGAAAGCGACGGACAUUGAAGGAUACUUUAUAACCUUUGGUUUCCCGCAGUUUUUAUCACCAUGCAGUGUCACUCAGUAAAGAUUAAGCAGUGUACCAUAGCUUUUUAAUUUUCAAUUUAAGUGCACAAACCCUCAACACGCUAGUCUAAUGGUUCUUUGACG